Molecule: messenger RNA, 1858 nt
Organism: Styela clava
Lineage: Eukaryota; Metazoa; Chordata; Ascidiacea; Stolidobranchia; Styelidae
Product: organic cation transporter protein-like
Biological process (GO): transmembrane transport
Cellular component (GO): membrane
Molecular function (GO): transmembrane transporter activity
Source: RefSeq, a predicted model, not a curated record
UGAAAAGUAAAAUAUGCUGGACUUCGACUAUUUAUUGGAAAGAGUUGGUACAUUUGGCAAGUACCAGAUUAUUGUAUUUAUAUCAUUGUGUUAUUUUGGUAUACCAUCAGGUCUGAAUGCACUCGCAUCGGUGUUUUUGUCAUAUACACCAGAGUACAGAUGUCUUAUGUACCCGUUCGACAACUCUUCUCUUUACCCAAAUCUAACCAAUGAAGAAUUGUUUAAUCUAACAACUCCACUCGACGACAAAAAUAAUCCAAUUGAUGCAUGUCAAAGGUACGGAUACGAUUUAACAGAAUGUUCUGGACCAAAUGAUUUUUCCUGUGUGAACAAAAGUGAGCCACUUGUGUCUUGCGACGAGUACUAUUAUAAUGAUAGUCCUUUUGAGAAAACUACAGUAACAGAGUUCGAUCUUGUCUGCGAUAGAAGAAUAUCACAUUCACUGUCAAGUUCGGCAUACAUGAUUGGAAUGUUUGUUGGAUCACUACUCUUUGGAAAUAUUGCAGACAGAUUCGGCAGGAAAUUCACUAUAAUUCUCACAUGCUAUGGCAUGCUCUUCUCGAUGCUUGGUGUUGCCUUUUGUAACAUGAUUGAACUGUUCUCAUUUACUCGGUUUCUCGUGGCAACAUUUGCAAUGGGAUGCAAUGUUGCAAUAUUCUGCUAUAUUAUGGAAAUGGUCGGAACCAAGUGGCGAACACUCGUUGGAAUAUCCUAUCAAAUGGCAUUUGCAAUUGGCUACAUGUUAUGGUCUGGGAUUGCAUAUCUUUACCGAGAUUGGCAUCAAAUGGAGCUAGGAGCUGUAGUUAUGAGUGCGCCGCUUGCAAUCAUUGUUUUGAUUGUACCAGAGUCUGGUAGAUGGCUUUUUACAGCAGGAAAAGAGAAAAAGGGAAAAAAGGUUGUCUCCAUAAUGGCAAGAUUGAACAAAGUCAAAUUGGACGAAAAUAUUUGGAGUGAAGCAGAAAAAUCCGCCCAAGAAAGAGAGAAUGACGAAACAGAUGACACGAGUUACUCGACGAUAGAUUUGUUUAAACAUUCCAAGUUGAGAAUAGUGACACUAAAAGUUGGAUUUAACUGGGCGGUGAACAGCAUGGUGUAUUAUGGAAUUUCCUUGAACGCUGGAUCUCUGGCAGGAGACAUAUUUCUUAAUAAUAUAUACGCUGGAGUAUUAGAAAUUGCAAGCUAUACAGUUUGUGCCGCCACCAUGGAUUUUGUUGGGCGUCGUCUUCUGCUGACAAUUACAUUAACUGGAGCAGGAGUGGCUUUAUUAGUCAGUACAAUUGUCAAUGCAUUUGCAGAUGGAGACGAAAGCCUUAUAUUGGUUGGUGUUGUGUUUGCCUUCAUCGGAAAAGCACUUGUGUCAGGAUCGUUUGCUGUCAUUUAUAAUUUCACGGGAGAAUUGUUUCCCACAGUAGUCAGGAGCAACGGUAUAGGAUUUGGUUCAAUGAGUGCCAGGAUUGGGAGCGUUUUGUCACCUUUUAUCAUCGGUCUUCAAGAUUAUGUGUCAUGGUUACCGAAUACCAUAUUCGGGGCGGUGGCAGUGAUUGGCGGUCUCUUGUCUCUGACUUUCCGCGACACUACAGGCAAACCGAUGAUGGAAACCAUCGAAGAAGCAGAAUUAUUCUACGCAGGAAAGGACAUAUCAAGGAGAGAGAAAAUGACUGAAGGAUACGACAAUAAAGCAGCUAUUGUUGUCGACGAAGACGAACGCAAGACAUCAACUCAGCUUUAAUUCAGCCACGUGGCGGGCAAAAAGUGGUCGGCGUAAAAACAAAAUGGUUGAGACUUUCAAAAUACAAACUUUUAGUAAUGGUAUUUUUUGUUAAACUUUUUUGAAAUACACCUCAUAUUGGAAUAAAAA